GCGCGGCACCGCCAGACUCGCUCCGCUCCAGAUUCUAGACGCGCACGUUCUGCUACACAGGCGCAGCUUGACGUGCUUGCCCCUGCCCGCGCAGAUACGCGCGCGGAACGAAGAUGGCGGACGUCGACUCUUGGGAUGCCGACAACUUCGAGCCAGAUGAACCUGUUAAAAAAGCAUUGGGAGUAGACCGGUGGGAGGGUGAAGACGAAGAGGAAGACGUGAAGGACAAUUGGGAUGACGAGGAGGAGGAAGAAAAGAAAGCAGAAGAGUUAAAAAUGGAAGUCAAAGCUUCAGACAAAAAGAAAUUAACAGAGAAAAUCAAAGAGAAAGAGAGAGAACAAAAGAAAAAGCAAGAUGAAAUGAAAAAGCAGUUAGAGGAGUCAAAUAAAGAAGAAGAACUCACAACUGAAGAACAGUUAGCAGAGAAACUCAGAAUAAAGAUGCUUCAGGAAGAAGCAGACCUUGAGCUGGCAAAAGAAGCAUUUGGUGUAAAUAACGUAACAGGAAUUGAUGUCAUGAAUCCCACGUCCAAAGAGGAUUUCACAGAGUUUGAGAAGCUGUUGAAAGAAAAGAUUUCCCAGUUUGAAAAGUCAAUCCAUUAUUCAAGCUUUUUGGAGUCUUUGUUCCGGGACCUCUGUAUCUCACUUGAAAUUGACGAUUUAAAAAAGAUCAGCAACUGCUUGACAGUACUGCUAAGUGAAAAACAGAAGCAGGAAAAGCAAAAUAAAUCAAAGAAAAAGAAAAAGGGAGUUAUGCCAGGAGGUGGUCUGAAAGCUACACUGAAAGAUGACUUGGACGACUACAGCAACUACGAUGGAGGUUACGCACAAGACUAUGAAGACUUCAUGUGACAAAGGCCUGGGUUUUGCAAUCCCAUUCUCCCCAUUCUCUCCAGGGCCCCUUAAACAUGCAGCACCAGCUCCUCAAUUAUGUCCAGCGCCAUCUUUUACAGAUGUGGUAUCCUAGUGUGCGCUUGAUGUUUAAAGGUUAGAAUGGCUUAAAAUGUGUUUCUGAACACAUCACUCAAGCUGGAAUCACGUGAGCAGCCAUCACAGAGUAAAAGCGUCAGCCUGCAAUAAUUGGAAAAAAUGUUCUGCUUUAUCAGUGAGGCCUGAGUAGCAGGGUGAAAGAUUUUAUGUCAGAAAAUUCCCAAUUCUAAAUAAAACUAUUCAUCUAUGCAAAUAGAACUGGCCGUUUCCUUCUAUUAUGAGUACGUGCUGCACCUUUAUAAGCCUUCAGCUGCUACUCAGACUAACACGUCGUCCUCCUCCCCUGCCCUUUGCCAAGGCUGCUUGUUCAGAAGGAUGUUCACCUCUUGUGACCCACGGAUUUCUUUCCUUAUUUCUUUCUUUUGGAGUAGGUUGAGUUGUUUGCUGGUUGCUUUAUUGCAAAGGAUAACUUUUUUUUUUUUUUUUAAUGCAUACAAAAUGUUGCCUGUUUGGGGGAUAUUGUGUUUGUUACUAAUGCAGCCAUAUGGAUUUGCUGUCUACUACCUGAGUCAACCCCAUUUCAUUGGACUUGAUGUUAAAUUUGGUAGCAGAUGCUUAAAGAAAUCCAUUCCUGCACUGGGGCUACACGACUGCUGGCGCAAACAGUACGCUAAGUCAUCAGAGAAAUGCAUCUGUAUGGACUAUGGAUGAAAACGUGAUGGAUCUUCAGUGUUUUAUAGAGCAUCUAAUUUAAUAAAAAUGACAAUUGUAUAAAGAA
Molecule: messenger RNA, 1707 nt
Organism: Erpetoichthys calabaricus (reedfish)
Lineage: Eukaryota; Metazoa; Chordata; Cladistia; Polypteriformes; Polypteridae
Product: eukaryotic translation initiation factor 3 subunit J-A-like
Exons: 8
Coding region: 114-851 (245 amino acids)
Cellular component (GO): cytoplasm; eukaryotic translation initiation factor 3 complex
Molecular function (GO): translation initiation factor activity
Source: RefSeq, a predicted model, not a curated record